Stegastes partitus (bicolor damselfish) is the source of this 2757-nucleotide messenger RNA. It is a transcript of the gene myrfl, whose product is annotated as myelin regulatory factor like. Gene Ontology annotation, cellular component: endoplasmic reticulum membrane; nucleus. The transcript has 21 exons. Gene Ontology annotation, molecular function: sequence-specific DNA binding; DNA-binding transcription factor activity. Lineage: Eukaryota; Metazoa; Chordata; Actinopteri; Pomacentridae. The coding region runs from base 1 to 2757 and encodes 918 amino acids. The record is from RefSeq and is a predicted model, not a curated record. Gene Ontology annotation, biological process: protein autoprocessing; positive regulation of DNA-templated transcription.
AUGGAGCCUGGAGGCAGCCGGCAGCAUCUCCAGGUUCUGGGAGAGAACGAGGCGCUGCAGCAGUUCUUCAACGGACAGGAUGUGAGCGGUGUGCUGGACAACUCGGUCGCCGUGGAUACGAGCAUCCUGGAGCAAUACCUCAGCAACGACGUGGAUCCCAGCAGCUUCAUGCUCCCUGAGUCUCCUCCUGAUUCCAGCUCAGAGGCCUGUUCACCUGCACAGAUCCCAGGUACCAUCAUCUACAAGCCGUCCUAUUGGUCCAACCAGCAGACCACCCAGGAAGUGUUUGAACCCACGAGCCAAUCCGGUGCCUACUGUCGCUUUAAGGAUCGAGGCUCCGCCCCCACCCACCCCGAGCUGCUGACCCACCACCAGCUCCACACUUUGGGCCUCACGAAUACGUAUGUGAAGUCCGGGACUCCACCUGCUCCUCCACACCUUCAUGCUCACCACUCACCUGAGCACUACCUGAGUCCAGAGAGCUGUUCGCAGGUUUACACUCCACCCACGCCUCCGUCUCCGCCCUCCAAUGGCUACGUCACUGGUCCAGCUGUAGCCACGCCCCCUUCUGUCGGUUUUCCAGGCUCCGCCUCCACACUACGUACCUGCUCCCCGGACACUAAAAAGAGGCGGAGAUCUGAGUCUGAGGAAGCCUCGAUGUCCUGCGGUGAAGGUGACGGGCCUCACGGUGGCGCUGUAGGGAACAGUGUCGGUGGACUGACGCUGGGAUCCCACCAGCUGCUGACGUGGGAACAGUACCAGCUGGAACACUGGGGCACUUUUUACGACAGCAGCUACCAGAUUCUAUCUCCUCCUGCCUACCACGUCGAUACAGAUAAAGGCUUCAACUACUCUGCCAUCGACGAAGCCUUUGUCUGCCAGAAGAAGAACCACUUUCAGGUCACCGUCCACAUCGGCGUGGCUGCAGAACCACAAUACGUCAGAACGCCCAGCGGACCCCGACAGGUCGACCACUUCCAGAUGAAAGUGUUCGGGGUUAAGCUGGAAACUCCGAGCCACCAAGUGACCAUCGAACAGUCCCAACCGGACCGAACCAAGAAACCUUUCCACCCGGUCAGGAUCAGUCUGCCCGGUGGUAAAAUAACCAAAGUGACGCUCGGCAGGCUGCACUUCAGCGAGACGACGGCCAACAACAUGAGGAAGAAAGGAAAGCCCAACCCCGACCAGAGGUAUUUUCAGAUGGUGGUCGGUUUGUACGCUGCAGUCGGAGAGGAAACUUUCCUCCUGACAGCUCUGGUGUCAGAGAGGAUCAUCGUCAGGGCGUCCAACCCAGGUCAGUUCGAGACAGACGGCGACGCCUUGUGGCAGCGGGGGACGCAGCAGGAAGCCGUGUUCUGUCAGGGUCGCGUCGGCAUCAACACCGACUCCCCCGACGAGGCGCUGGUUGUUUGCGGUAACGCCAAGGUGAUGGGCGCCGUCAUGCAGCCAUCCGACCGACGCGCCAAACACAACAUCCAGGAGGUCGACUCCGAGCAGCAGCUAAAGAGAAUCACUCAGAUGAGGAUAGUCGAGUUUGAUUACAAACCCGAGUUUGCCUCCAGUAUGGGAAUCGACCACACCCACCAGACAGGUAUUAUCGCUCAGGAGGUGAAGGAACUGCUGCCGUCUGCAGUGAAGGAAGUCGGAGACGUCAGUUGUAGUGACGGAGAGACGAUAGAGAACUUCCUCAUGGUGGACAAGGAGCAGAUCUUCAUGGAGAACGUCGGCGCCGUGCAGCAGCUGUCGAAACUCACCGACAACCUGGAGACUCGAAUCAACGAGCUGGAAGUCUGGAACCGUCGACUGGCCAAACUGAAGAGUCUGACGGGCAGCCUGCGCUCCACCGGGAGGCCUCAGAAACACAGCGUCGUGUCGAUCACGCCCAGCAUCGACCCCUGUAAGUCGGAGAAGAUCGAGAAGGAGGUUGAGAGUCAGAAGUCCAGCCACUGCCUGCAGCAGAAGGUGUUCCAGGCCAGCGUCUUCGCCCUGCUGGCCACCAUGGCCUUCUGCGUCAUCUCCAUCACCGCUCUGUACCUGGUCAACCUGAAGGAGGACGACUUCGACCUGAUUCCCGACCUCAAUAACGGCAGCGUAGUUCCUCCACAGACCACCUGGACGAGCACAGUCCCGCCCACCCGUCCUCCGGGUCCGUGGCCUCCAGACGUGGACUUCUGCGACCUGCUGUUCUGUGACCAGGUGCACUGCUGCCCGGCGCCUGCAGGGGGCGGCAACGGCUCCUCAGCCGAUCCCAGCAAGUGGGAAGAUCAGAAGGAUUUACCAGGGACGAACACGACCAUCGAGUCGUUCCGGAUCAAAGAGAGCCAGCAGCUGAUCGACCGCCGCUACUGUCUGAGGGACGAGUGUGGGCCCGGCAGGUUCGUCUUCAGAGUCCCGGUCAGCCAGUUCGUUCCAGACAACAUGAGAGUGACUCUGAUCAUGAAUUCCACGGAGCUGCUGGUGGUUCAUCUGUGCAGCUUCGAUGAAUCGGUCGCCUGCUCGACGCUGAUGGACAAAACCACCGUCACCGGGAGCAGAUACCCGUCAGACACUCAGUGGAAAAGCAACAAAAGGAUCAAACCUUUCAGGGAAUCCUUUCUGAACCUUGUAUUCUAUCAUAUUUACCACAUUAAUGUCAUUAACGUGUGUUUUCAUGUUUCUCUCCAGGGCCAAGCAGACUGCAGUACCGACCACCACUACAUGGGGGCGCUCUUCACAGACUACCACUUCUACUUCUACAGACGCUGCUUAGACCCAUAA